AUGCUGGAUGGGGCGUUGGAGGAAUUGAAGCAGAGGCAGCAAUGCUUGGCCAGGUAUAGUAAGAAAAUUGUCAAUGGAAUCUGCGAAGAGAAAGAAGGGAAGGAACUGGUUGCUGCUGCCGAUGCCGAAGCGGAUGCCGCUUCUGCUGCUGCUGUUCGCUGCGAACAUGUUCUUCAGAUAUCUGUUCCAUUGUUCAAGGAGAAAAUAGCAAAUGCAAUUGGUGUCCCAGUUGAGCAGCAACGACUAAUUUUUAGGGGAAAGGUCUUAAUGUAUGAUCACCUCCUCUCUGAGUACCACCUGGAAAAUGGGCACACACUGCAUUUAGUAGCAAGACAGCCUGCCCAGUCACAGCCUUCCCCUGGAACAGGCUCUGGAAAAACCAAUGGGAAUAGUGACAUUCAUGUAAAUGAUGCCAAUGCUGGUGCUCCACGUAACCGGGUUGGACAAGUCUCACAUAGUGUAGUUCUCGGAACCUUCAAUCUUGGGGCCCAAGGUGAUGGGGUUGUUCCUGACCUUACUUGGAUUGUUGGGGCAGUGCUGAGCUCUAUUGGACUUGGGAACCAGACUCUCACUGCUGGUACUAACAAUGUGCUGCCCAAUAUACCAUCCGAUGCUUCUGGUCAGGCCUCCCAAGGUGUUGAAACAGACGAAACAAAUACUAUAGGUGCCAGGAGCCAGACAAGAAAUCAAGUCCCUCCUAUGCAGACAUCUUUGAAUCACUCAUUCCCAUCUCUACCUCAAUCUUUGCAAUUCCCUAUGACAGGGGGCCCCUUACCUCUUCCUUCACUUCGUAUGCCAAUUCCUGAUUCUUUGAUCACUCUUUGUGAGUUUAUGAACCGCAUGGAGCAGGCAUUAUCACUCAAUGGAUAUCAAUCAAAUCUUUCACCUUCCUAUGUUGGAGAUCCAUUGAGAGUGGAGGUACCAUCUGAUACGAGGGGAUUGCCAACUCCCGAAGCAUUAGCUAUUGUUGUUCGACAAGCACAACUUCUCAGUGGUCAUGCUACGUCUGCACUUGCU
Molecule: messenger RNA, 1017 nt
Organism: Telopea speciosissima
Lineage: Eukaryota; Viridiplantae; Streptophyta; Magnoliopsida; Proteales; Proteaceae
Product: ubiquitin-like domain-containing protein CIP73
Exons: 9
Cellular component (GO): BAT3 complex
Molecular function (GO): misfolded protein binding; polyubiquitin modification-dependent protein binding
Source: RefSeq, a predicted model, not a curated record